AUGCGAAUUGCUCAAGUAGCCCUGGAUGAAUUACAGGCAGAUCUCCGGAACAAGGUCUUUGUUUUCCCAACAGCAUCUACCACGGCUGUUGUGCUUCUCCACGUCUCUAACCAGCAACCCUUGACCAAGCUGACCGUCUGUUUGAGACACUACACCCUCCUGUCCCGGGCGUAUGGCCUCUUCUCUUACGCCACCCGGUCAAAUACCAAUGAUUUUCUGAUUUUGAAGAAUGAUUACAACGAAUAUUCCAUUUACGUUGGUGGUUUCUAUGUAAAUUUCAAGGUUCCUCAGAAGGUUGAACCGAGCUGGGAUCACAUCUGUGUGUCCUGGGACUCCAGCAAUGGGCUGGUCCGGUUCUGGCUCAACGGGAAACCUUUUCCUCGGCGGAGUCUGAAAAAGGGCUACAGCAUCAGCCAGGAGGCCUCCAUCAUGCUGGGGCAGGACCAGGACUCCUUCGGAGGGGGGUUUUAUCUCAACGAAUCCUUUGUGGGGGAGAUUUCAGAGGUCAACAUGUGGCCUCUUGUGCUGGGGCCAUCUUUGGUUAGAGUGUCCAAGAACAACAUUGACAUUGCUAACCCUCUGAUUAGCUGGAAGUCCCUGAGCUACACCAUCAAGAACGAGGUCUUUGUGGACGAUUUGCUGAGUCCCCAAGAGGAAUGCAUCUGUUGA
Messenger RNA from Protobothrops mucrosquamatus (brown spotted pit viper), 669 nucleotides. Its product is annotated as serum amyloid P-component-like. The record is from RefSeq and is a predicted model, not a curated record. Gene Ontology annotation, biological process: innate immune response. The coding region runs from base 1 to 669 and encodes 222 amino acids. Lineage: Eukaryota; Metazoa; Chordata; Lepidosauria; Squamata; Viperidae. The transcript is spliced from 2 exons. Gene Ontology annotation, molecular function: complement component C1q complex binding.